This is a messenger RNA of Durusdinium trenchii, 1459 nucleotides long. Lineage: Eukaryota; Dinophyceae; Suessiales; Symbiodiniaceae. The record is from the annotation of a GenBank genome assembly.
CAGAAGUAUCAGGUGCUCUCUUUCGGCACUCGAAGUGUUUGCAGCCAUGGCGCGUACAGCGCCGGCACUGACGGCGCUGCAGCGAAGGGCGGCAGAGCGAAGCUAUCCGCCUGUUCCUCCACGGUGCUGUGUCACUGGUGGUAGUGGCUUCGUUGGUCAACGACUGGUCGAAAUGUUGGUGGAACGCGGCGCUGAGCGGGUGGUCUCCUUCGACAUUUUGCCGCAGCCGCCCUCUGCGUGGCAGGACUCCCGAAUUGUUUACAUGCAAGGCGACUUGCGCAGUAUGGAGGACGUGUCCAAGGCUGUCAAUGGAGCAGACUGCGUUUGGCAUGUUGGUGCAGCUGUGGGCCCCUUCCAUCCCAGCUCGUUAUACGAGGAUGUGAAUGUGGGCGGCUGCCGUAAUGUGGUGCAGGCCUGUUUGGAGGCGAAGGUCCCAAAGUUGGUGAUGUCGUCCUCGCCCUCCACACGCUUCGAUGGCAGUGAUAUCGACGGGCUCCUUGAAACUGAGCUGCCCAGCCUUCCACAGAAGUUCUACUUGCAAGAGUAUGCCGAGACCAAAGCAAAAGGUGAGUUGGUCGUCACCGCCGCCUGCUGUGAAAAACUGAUGACGGUGGCGGUAGCUCCGCACCAGGUUUAUGGCCCACGGGACACGCUCUAUUUGCCCAACUUCAUGGAGACCGCCGCCACAGGAAAGCUGCGAGUUUUUGGCAAUGGCAAAAAUCGAGUUUGCUUCACCUACGUGGACAACUACUGUCAUGGGCUAAUCCUUGGUGAACGAGCUUUGUUUCAGGGCAGCCCGGCUUUGGGAAAAUUUUACAUUGUCACAGAUGGAGACACACAUCCCCACAAGGAGGGCUACGCAUACUUGUGGGAGGAAAUGGAUCGCUUUGCUGUGGGCUUGGGCCUGGCUUCAGUCCUAAAGAAGUUUCAUCUCCCACAGUUCUUCAUGUAUUUCCUGGCAUACGUGUGCAACGUCAUCACCUUCUUCACAGGGACCAAGAUGAAGCUGAGCCCGUUCAGCGUGAAGAUGCUGGUGAUGCAUCGAUGGUUUCGUACUGAUAGGUCCAAACAGGAUUUGGGCUAUGAGCCCAUCAUUUCAUUCAGAGAAGGCUGGGAUGAUUCCAUUGAUUGGUUUCGUCGUGAGUGGCUUCCGAAGUAUCUGGACAGAACCAGAGCAAGUAGUUAUGGUGUGAUUCAUCACGGAUCACAGGCAAAGAUCGACGGGCAGAACAAGAAGCGCUCCGAGUAAACGCUCCCGAAAAGCGUUGCUGAGGUUACCGAUCGGCUGAGUGGUGCAAGAUGCCCACAGAAUCUCUUUUUCUUUGCUGCGGCUGAGCGCAGCUCAACAUUUUCCAACUAAAGCUGGCAGAAAGUGAUCAGUGUUUGCCUCCUGUCACUGCCUGGCUUAAGAUGAUAGGAAGUAUGGAUGCUCUGCCAACAUAUUGUCUGCGUAUGUCGU